Eubalaena glacialis (North Atlantic right whale) is the source of this 1952-nucleotide messenger RNA. RefSeq names its product tRNA methyltransferase 10C, mitochondrial RNase P subunit (gene TRMT10C). The record is from RefSeq and is a predicted model, not a curated record. Gene Ontology annotation, biological process: mitochondrial tRNA 5'-end processing; positive regulation of mitochondrial translation. Gene Ontology annotation, cellular component: nucleoplasm; mitochondrion; nucleus. NCBI's taxonomy places the organism in Eukaryota, Metazoa, Chordata, Mammalia, Artiodactyla, Balaenidae. The transcript has 2 exons. Gene Ontology annotation, molecular function: tRNA binding. The coding region runs from base 241 to 1617 and encodes 458 amino acids.
GUGCCGCUAAUUUUUAUUACAGUACUUAAGGGAAUAACCCUGACCUCGAACUCAACGACUAGUACUUGUAGACUGAUUUUUUUUUUAGUCCUUUCAUAGGACCCAUCAGUUUAGAAAACUGUCCUACUUUAUUAGCCAUAAUGUACAUAUUUGAAUAACUUUUUUUUUACUGUGUAAGCUUUAAUCACAAUAAGUUUAACAAAAUUCAGCAGAGCGCUCCAGAGGCAAAAUGAUACUGGAAUGUUCCAACAGUUUAACAUCCGCUCGUCCUCCCCCAUUUUACCAAGGCCGGUAAAGGGACUCGUCCAACUCAUUACCAGAGCCCAGGGCUUUUCUUACAGGCCUGUUUUCCUCAAAAUGAGUGUCAGUAUCACCUUCUUAAGACCUUUUGCCAGAGUUUUGGUGCCAUUUACCCUUCAUAGGAAGAGAAGGGUUUUAUAUUCAACAACUCUGCAGAGAUACACGUCUUCCAAAAUACCAGCUGUGUCCUAUCCUAAUAAGGAGAGUACAUCACCUCCUGAAGAGCUGGAGUUGGAUAGGUGGAAAAUUACAAUGAAAUCUAGUGUGCAAGAAGAGGGUGUUUCAACAGUCUCAAGUAGCAAGGAUGAAGAUCCUCUGGCUGCCACCAGGGAAUUAAUUGAGAUGUGGAGAUUGCUUCGCAGAGAAGUACCAGAACACAUCAGUGAAGAAGAGCUCAAAACCGUUAUGGAAUGUGUUUCUAAAUCAUCAAAAAGAAAAUAUUUAAAAUAUUUAUAUAUUAAGGAAAAAAUGAAAAAAGCCAAGCAAAUAAAAAAGGAAAUGAAAAUAGCAGCAAAAGAACAAGUUAAAAAAGAUCAGCUACCAGAAACCACUAAGGAAGAUAAACAGCAAAAUUUUCUGUUUCUGCGACUUUGGGAUAGGAAUAUGGACAUUGCAAUGGGCUGGAAGGGUGCCCAGGCCAUGCAGUUUGGACAACCUUUGGUUUUUGACAUGGCUUAUGACGACUAUAUGAAACCAAAAGAACUGCAGAAUGCUGUUUCCCAACUUUUAGAAAGUGAAGGAUGGAACAGAAGAAAUGUUGAUCCUUUCCAUAUUUAUUUCUGCAGUCUUAAAACAGGUGGUGCCUACUAUAGAGAGUUAGUUAAACGUUAUGGAGAAAAGUGGAACAAAUUGCUUUUAACAGCAACAGAAAAGUCUCAUGUAGAUUUAUUUCCAAAGGACAGUAUUAUAUAUUUAACUUCAGAUUCUCCCAAUGUUAUGACUACUUUCAAGCAUGACAAAAUUUAUGUAGUGGGAUCUUUUGUUGAUAAGAAUAUGCAGCCAGGCACAUCCCUAGCCAAAGCAAAACGGCUGAAGCUGGCAACAGAAUGCCUUCCAUUAGAUAAAUAUUUGCAGUGGGACACUGGCACCAAAAAUCUCACCUUAGAUCAAAUGAUACGUAUUUUGUUAUGUCUGAAAAACACUGGUAGUUGGGAAGAGGCUCUGAAGUUUGUUCCUAGGAGAAAACAUACUGGUUAUCUGGAGAUUUCUCAGCAUUCUCAAGAGUUUUUCAACAGAAUGAAGUCCAAGACUUUUAAUUCAUUUCCAAGAGGCUCUGUAGAUAGGCAUAGAAAAGAUAGCUUGAAUGAGAAUAUUUGAUAGCUUAAAAAGUAAAUGGAUUAGGAUUACAGUUCUUUUUUUUUUUUCCCCGAAAUCAGCUAAAAUUUUUAGGAAGCCUCUACUGAAGUAGCACAGGUAAUACUCACACUCCUGUUUCUUUCUUUUUUUUUUGAAUUUUAUUUUAUAUUUUAUACAGCAGGUUCUUAUUAGUUAUCCAUUUUAUACAUAUUAGUGUAUAAAUGUCAAUCCCAAUCUCCCAAUUCAUCCCACCACCACCACUUAGGAAUACAGUUCUGUUAGUCUGUUUCAUCCUGAAUGGAAUUCACUUGCUCUUUCUUUUAAAGGUUGUCUUUCCAAACUAACUGAAGUAUUAU